AGAAAAUCCUGAUUGGCCUCUCUGCCGUUCCCCACGCGACAGAUCCCCACCGCAGACCUCGCCACCGCCGCCGCCGCCGCCGCCGCGGCGUAGGUUGUUGCGCGCUGACGGCCACGCGCGGCAGGAGAGGUCGAGGAGAUACGGAGGUCGGCGGGUGUCCCGAAGAGGCCGCCGUCGCAUCUCCGGCCGUCCGCGAUAGCCCUGUACGGCGGAAAACUACUAGUCCGCCGUCCAUCGCGGGGGGCCGCCGGCGCGGUAGACCAGAGCUCCUGCGGCAUCCAAUCUCUGCCCAUCAAAUUAGUGCUCGUUGCUCGGUAUGCUAGCACUGGUAUGGAUAUAUUAGCAGCAGAGACGAAUUUCUUUAUACAUAUAGGCUGUUUGUUACCGCGGCGAUACCAUCAAGUUGGUGGAGAAAUCCCUAUUUCUUCGCGGUAGAGGACUGCAUACAAGUAAUUUGAUGUGCCCAAGUAUCUGAUUACUCACUUGUUUGUGCAAUGAGCGUGGAUUCAGGUUGUUGGGAGCAACAGAAGGGGAUUAGCAUUUGUUUGCAGGUUCACUUCAGAGGCUGCUUUGAUCUGAGAAUCUCUCUGACUCCCCAAACUCCUGUGGAUUGUCAAGGAGAUUAAAUAGUGUCGACAGGCCUUGCGAGAUUCCAGUGGAUUCGCAAGUGACAGUUUCCCGUUAGAAAGAUGGCUGACUUUUAGUUUAGGUCAUCAGUCUUAUCAGUUUGCUCAUGUACCGUGCUUUUGCAUUGAAUUUACAGUGUGGAUUGUGGAAGGAAGCUCCAUGCUGCUGAAGCAAGAUAGAGGAUCUGACUCCUGAUUGGACAGACAUUUGUCUUACUUGUCUCAUGCCAUCGACUUAAAUUGGACUGGACAAUCAGCAAAGUCAAAUGGCAGAACCAUAGCCAUCGUAUUCAUCAUCAUCUCGUGGGAAAAAGAAGCGACCACGCCCUCCUAAUGACGAUGCCACAAGUUCACAAGGCAGAUCCGAGCAUGGCACAAGCCUUGAGGACAACCUUAUAUUCAGUGAUACUUUGAUAGCUCUACAGUUGAUGCGCACACAGUUCCCAAAGCUAGAGAAGGACAGUAUUCCUGUGCCACAAGGUGCUCUGGAAAGCCAAAGUGCCUGUCAAGUGCCUUUUCUUCAUCUGGUUAGCACUGCAGCACCAUUGCUGGGAGUUGACCAGCUAAAAUGCCUGCAGCUGCCCAAACACGCCGAGACGGUGAACACUGCUCCUGGUUGAGAUGGAAUCUGCUGUCAGGAGGUCAACGGGUAAAAACAAAGAUGGUAGUGAAGUGUUUGAUUGGUUUGAGAAAUAUGUUCUGCGUUCGAAAUUGGAUGUUAGCAUUGAUCACCUAGAGCUGUGCUCACUGUUAUCACAUGGUGGUGAUGCAAGAGAUAAACAUAUCACCUUAUUGAUGAAUGCUGGUCUCCUGACACGCCAACUAAUAGAUCCAAACAUGUACUGGUUUUCUAUUCCAAGUAUUGGUCCUAUCCCAGACCUCGUCACAACUGAUAGAAGACAAGAAUUGACGUUCGUCAAAAGUAACGACAUCAUUAAACUUGAUAGGAGCAAGACAUAUCCUCCUGCCUGGUUUCAAAAACUGGUGUAUCUGCUAAUGAUGAAUUGGGGGAUUGUGUGCUCUCUUCCAGGUCAAGAUCACAGGGUUGUCCUGUGUUCUCUCUUCCAGGUCAAGAUCAGGGUUGUCCUGUGUUCUCUCUUCCAGGUCAAGAUCAGGGUUGUCCUGUGUUCUCUCUUCCAGGUGAUGGGCGUUGUUGUCCUGCCUGGUCUCUUCCUGGUGAGGAACAGAGUUGUCCGGGUUACUGACAACAUCUACAACAUCCAUGCUCUCAUGAGGUUCGUUCUGAGAGACAACACCCAUGAUCUCUUCCUGGCAACUGACAUGAGGUUUGGGGUCUUCCGCAUUUUGGUGGUCAUCAUGAGGUUCGUUCUAAGAGACAUGAGGUUUGGGGUCUUCCACAUUUUGGUGGUCAUCUUCGGGGUUGUCCUGUGUGAUCUCUUGACCGCCCCCUGCAUUUUCCUCUUCCAGGUGAUGGGCAUGAGGUGUGAUCUCUUCGGGGCGAGGGAACGGAGUUGUCCUGGUCACUUCCUGGAUCAAAAUCCAUCCUCUCUUCCUGGCCACUAACCUGAGGUUCGACCUGGUUGUUCUGUGUCUCUUCCAUCCUCUCUUCCCGUGCAUCUUCCGCAUUUUGGUCAUCUUCGGGGUUGUCCUGUGUGAUCUUCAUCCUUUCUUCCUGGCCACUGACCUGAGGUCCGACCUGAGGUUCGACCUGGUUGUUCUGUGUCUCUUCCAUCCUCUCUUCCCGUGCAUCUUGGACAUGAGAUUCGUCAUGAGAUUCGUCCAUGCUCGUUUCCUGGUGACUGACAAAACCCUCCUCAUCAUCCUCAUCCUCAUCCUCCUCCUCCUCCUCGGCUGCUCGGCAUGGAAGGUUUCUCUUGUUCAAAUUGUGACGGAGGAGGCUGAUAGAAAGCUCCUUGCGGAACUUCAACACCUUUUCCUGCAUUUUUCAGGCAUAAAUCAUUUGUUUCAGAAUUUGAAUAGAACAAAACUUGAAAAACAAGGAUCAAUGUUUACCUCAUCGAUGUUAGAUACCGCCAUCUGCUCUAGCCCUUGGAUAUAUAAUAGAACAUGAAAUCCACAAUCACGACUGCAAUAAUUUAAUUGCAAUAAUCAGUGCUAGAAAAGGUGGUAAACACAGACUACGGUUUGUGUCAUCCACUUACGUAUUCUUUUGAUGUUCAACCUCUGGAAACUCUACAUCAUAAUCAGAAAUGUUGAUGUUAUGUUUAGCGCUUAAAUAUGAUUCCAGCUUAGUCAACACAUCACGUGCCACGUCUUGAUGUAUCCCUGGACAGGAGUCCAGGAUAUAUUUCUUUUUUGCCGUAAUAGAAACGGCAACCAAGGAAUAAUGAUGACGGUAAACUAUAGGAAUGAAUAGCUGAAAAAAAUCUACUGUCAAAACUCAUGACAUUGAAAUACAAAGAUCUGAUACAAUAAAUACACAAACCUGUGUCAUAUCCUUCACUUUCUCUGUUGUAAGCUGCUUGUCCAGAUAUUUAGUUUCAUCAUCUAGACGCAGCAAAUCACCCUGGAAUAAUCAAAGAGACGACAAUCAUAGGUCAAUCAUACGUACAAGUUAGGGUUUAGGGUUAGGGUUUAAGGACAAGUACUUACAACAGAAAAUUCUUCAAGGAUAACUUUAUCCUUCCAGCCCUUUGACCAUAUGUGGCAUACUAAGUGUAGUAUAUUCGAUUGCAUCUGGCCAAGUGGUUUGAAACAAUCUACAAAAGUAGACUUGUGUACACGAUAGUCACCAAUCUCUAAUACAAUAGAGUCACGGGUUCUUUGUAAAACAUAUUUCUUGUACAAAUCAUCAACACUAUUGUCGUCAGAAUUCUGAUGGUAGAAAUAAAGAAAAAGAUUUUAGUUAGCGGUAUACAUAUAUUGGGUGGUAACAUCUUGAGAAAUAUAAGAAGUUGCAUCAAGAUAUUCAAGAAAUAUAAGGGGAGUGACAGACAUAUGUUGGGCUGUAACAGGCCUUGAGGAGUAACAGAAUUAUAUUGUGUGCUAACAUACAUAUAUUGGGUGGUAACAUCUAGGAGGAGUAACAAAAGUACUAUGGGGAGUGACAGACAUAUAUUGGGCUGUAACAGGCCUUGAGGAGUAACAGAAUUAUAUUGGGUCACCCAAAAUAAUUCACUCGUGCCCUAGGGGGUAAGAAACUGUAGCACUCCGUAUCCCCUGCCCCUCUUCUUUUACUCGUGCCCUAGGGGUAAUCGCCGCACCGGCGAAGCCGAGGUGGACGGCGACGAUGGCAGCAUCCCCUGCCCCUCUCCUAUAUGACAGAUUCAUCAUCGUCCCGAAAAACGCAGCACGACCACUCCGCAUCCCACUUUGGUGGUAGCAUUUAGAUACAUUACUAGUAAGAUGCCCAUGCAUUGCACGGAACACCAAGAUUGGGGGUGGACGGUGCCGGCAGUGGCCAUUACACCAGAUUGAUCCAUAGCCUCAGAUCCAGAUCCGACGGCUGUUGGUGAUAGAUGGCAGGCACACCAUCAUCACCAACUCAGGUUUUUAUAUACAAAUAACUAAGCGCUUUUCCUUCCUAUGUGACCGAUUCAUCAUCGUCCCAAAAAACACGACGCAACCACUCCGUAUCCCCUGCCCCUCUUCUUUCACUCGUGCCCUAGGGGUAAUCGCCGCACCAGCGAAGCCGAGGUGGACGGCGAUGACGGCAGCAUCCCCUGCCCCUCUUCUUCCACUCGUGCCCUAGGGGUAAUCGCCGCACUGUCGAAGCCGAGGUGGACGGCGAUGACGGCGAACCACCCCCUCCUAGCGACCCGGAUAAGUGCCAUGUAACCAAGCGACAUAUAGGACUUGAGGAGUAACAGGAAUUGAAGAGUAACAGAAGUACAUGAGGAGUAACAUGUCUUGAGGAGUAACAAAAUUAUAUUAUCAGGUAACAAUAUAUAGGAGGAGUAACAGAAGUAUAGGACUGCUAAAUCCAAAGUACAUAGGAGUGUUCAACACGAAAUUACAUAAGAGUGCUCAAGAGUAGAUGCAAAUCGCCGCACCGGCGAACCGAGGUGGACGGUGAUGACGGCAAACCACCCCCUCUUAGCGACCCGGAUCAAUGCCAAACAGGCCUUGAGGAGUAACAGAAAAGGAGCAGGGAUACUUACCAAUAAUUUGCCAUAGCAACUUUCCUCCCAGCUAAUCAACUGAAAAGGACAAAGAAAUAUAAAGUGGCAAUAGCAACAUAAUUAUAGAAAGAUGAGAUGAUUUGUACUUACAUUAAUGUCUUCUAGUUUCUUCGUUUUCCUCACACCACACCUGGCCUUAGACUUCUUCUGAUAGGGACAUAAACAAAAAAAAGUUGCAUCAACAGAAGUCCAUAGUUGCAUCAACAAUUACUAAUAGAUUUCCUUUACAUAGUUUCUUACCAUAGACUUCUUCUUGGGCU
This is a messenger RNA of Triticum aestivum (bread wheat), 4989 nucleotides long. RefSeq lists its product as uncharacterized. Lineage: Eukaryota; Viridiplantae; Streptophyta; Magnoliopsida; Poales; Poaceae. The record is from RefSeq and is a predicted model, not a curated record. The transcript is spliced from 7 exons. Bases 1248 to 2150 code for a protein of 300 amino acids.